ACUUCUUCUUCUUCCUCAGACUCUCACGACAAUCUUAAACUUUCUUCUUCUUUGCAGCUUUCUCUCUAAACGCUUAAAUGCCGAGAAGUUUAGAGCCGUUGGAUAUCGGAAUCCAGAUACCGUACCAUUUCAGGUGUCCAAUCUCACUAGAGCUGAUGCGUGACCCAGUCACCGUCUGCACCGGUCAAACCUACGACCGAUCCAGCAUCGAGUCAUGGGUCACAACCGGUAACAACACCACGUGUCCAGUCACACGCGCUCCUCUGACCGACUUCACACUCAUCCCGAACCACACUCUCCGCCGCCUCAUCCAAGAAUGGUGCGUCGCUAACCGCUCCAACGGCGUCGAGCGUAUCCCCACUCCCAAACAGCCAGCCGACCCCACCUCCGUCCGUGCUCUCCUCAGCCAAGCCUCGGCCACGUCGGGAGCUCACGUCUCAGCUCGCUCACGCGCCGCCGCUCUCCGUCGUCUGCGCGGCUUCGCGCGGGACUCCGAGAAGAACCGCGUUUUGAUCGCGGCUCAUAACGCGAAAGAGAUUCUGAUUAGGAUUCUGUUCGACAACGAUUCUACGACGUCGUCGGAGCUGGUCUCCGAGUCGCUCGCUCUUCUCGUUAUGUUCCCGAUGACGGAGCAUGACCAGUGCCUUUCCAUCGCUUCGGAUCCGGGUCGGGUCGAGUUUUUAACCCGGUUACUGUUCGAUUCCUCUGUGGAGACACGUGUCAACGCCGCGGCGCUGAUCGAGAUGGCGGUUACGGGAUCGAAAGAAACGGUUUCGAACUCCGAAUCAGUUUUCGAAGGAGUUCUCGAUCUCCUACGCGACGCGGCGUCUUCGUCUCCGCCGCACCCGCGACGAGCUGUCAAGAUCGGGAUCAAAACCUUGUUCGCGCUCUGCCUCUCGAAAACGGCUCGCGGCGUCGCGGUCUCCGCCGGCGCGCCGGAGAUUCUGAUCGACCGGCUCGCGGCGGGGCUAGACAGGUGCGACACGGAGAGGGCAUUGGCGACGGUGGAAAUUCUCUGCCGGUCUCCGGAGGGAUGCGCGGCGUUCGGCGAGCACGCUCUGACGGUGCCGGUUCUCGUGAAGACGAUUCUGAGGGUUUCGGAUCGCGCGACGGAGUACGCGGCGGGGGCGUUGUUGGCGCUUUGCACGGCGGAGGAGAGGUGGAGAGACGAGGCGGCGGCGGCGGGAGUUGUGGUGCAGCUGUUGCUGAUGGUGCAGAGUGAAUGUACGGAGAGGGCUAAGAGGAAGGCGCAGAAGCUGCUGAAGCUUCUGAGAGACUCGUGGCCUGACUACUCCUUCGCUAACUCCGAUGAUUUCGCCUGCAGCGAAGUGGUCCCCUUUUGAUUUUUUAAAAUUAAUUUUCUUUUUAUCGUUUCAACAGUAAUUAUUUUUUUUUAGUUUUUUUUUAUAUUUUCCUGAAAAAAGUAUAAGGAAGUGUGGUCAUUUCUUUAUGUGUAUUUUGAUGGGAAAAAAUGUGAAUUAAGAAAAGAAAAUACAGAAGUUUUGAUGAGCAUAAGUUAGGUUUUAUGCAUUA
This is a messenger RNA of Raphanus sativus (radish), 1533 nucleotides long. RefSeq names its product U-box domain-containing protein 25. The transcript has a single exon. Gene Ontology annotation, biological process: protein ubiquitination. NCBI's taxonomy places the organism in Eukaryota, Viridiplantae, Streptophyta, Magnoliopsida, Brassicales, Brassicaceae. The record is from RefSeq and is a predicted model, not a curated record. Gene Ontology annotation, molecular function: ubiquitin protein ligase activity. The coding region runs from base 78 to 1343 and encodes 421 amino acids.